AUGAAGCGAGUUUUUAUCUUCACUUGCAUUUUGUUUACAUCAUUUCUAAUAGCUAGUUCUGACCUUUCACCCUCAGAGUCACCCUCAUACUCACCCUCAGAGUCACCUUCUGGGGGUUGCUCAGAUUUAAUAUGGGAUUUGGUAGAUUGCAUGUCUUAUCUGAGUGAUGAAAGUGAGGUGACAAAGCUAGGCCCUGAUUGUUGCACUGCGUUUGAAUUAACAAUGAAUACCGGUGCUUCGUGUAUUAUAGAAGCCAUAAAGAUUGCUCCUUCCUAUGAUAUUAAUUUGAAUGUUACAAAGGUCCUGAUGAUGUCUGAAGUUUGUCGUGAUGUUAAACCUCCAAUGACUCCUUCAAAACCAUCAUCACCAGCUCCAAAAUCAUCAGCAAAGAGUACUCCAGUGACACCAAGUUCCAAGACUCCAUCCCCAACAUUCUCAAGCAGUACUGGAGGUGGAGUUCCAGCCUCAUCUCCAUUGUCACACUCUGGAACCUAUUCUACAACUGUUUCAUUCGGUGUUCUUGUUAGUAUGCUUAUUGCAUCAUUAGUGAUUUAG
Messenger RNA from Quercus lobata, 555 nucleotides. RefSeq names its product non-specific lipid-transfer protein-like protein At2g13820. The transcript is spliced from 2 exons. Lineage: Eukaryota; Viridiplantae; Streptophyta; Magnoliopsida; Fagales; Fagaceae. The record is from RefSeq and is a predicted model, not a curated record. Bases 1 to 555 code for a protein of 184 amino acids.